Messenger RNA from Corythoichthys intestinalis (scribbled pipefish), 3444 nucleotides. It is a transcript of the gene slc15a5, whose product is annotated as solute carrier family 15 member 5. The coding region runs from base 665 to 2341 and encodes 558 amino acids. Gene Ontology annotation, molecular function: transmembrane transporter activity. The transcript has 9 exons. Gene Ontology annotation, biological process: transmembrane transport. Lineage: Eukaryota; Metazoa; Chordata; Actinopteri; Syngnathiformes; Syngnathidae. Gene Ontology annotation, cellular component: membrane. The record is from RefSeq and is a predicted model, not a curated record.
GGUCACUUUCUGUUGAUUUUGAGUCACUUCCUGUUGAUUUUGGGCAAUCCUUGGGUCACUUCCUGUUGAUUUUGGAUCACUUCCUGUCGAUUUUGGGCAAUCCUGGGGUCACAUCCUGUUAGAUUUUGGAUUAUUUCCUGUUGGCUUUGGUCAAUCCUGGGUAACCUCCUGUUGAUUUUGAGUAUUGUUUUGAAUGAAUUUGAACCACAAUGCGUUGACUUUGAUGGGAACGUUGCCCCUACCAACAUGGCCGCCCUGAGGUCAUUUUGGUAGGGGCAAAUGAAGGUCUUUUAAUGCUUCUGCCAUGAAUUGAAAUCAAUUCAUUACUAGUUGACGUCCAAUCCAUUUAAAGCGGGAGACUGCCAGUGAACGAACGUAGCUAGCCAGUCCUCCCUCUUCAAACGAAUUGGACAUCGAGCACCAUCAACCAAUGAGUCAAAUGGAAAGAUAGGACUAAACAAAUGUGUCACGUUGCAAAUCUCAAAAGUAUUUGUUGUCUACUCCCUAAAUUGUUUCUAAUGAGGUGUUAGAUGAGUCGUCCCGCACGUUUAAUCGCUAAGCUGAUAAAAAGGGAGUCUCGGCAGCGAGCGGCACGUGCACUUCUAGAAAGCCUUUUCACAGUCGGAGCUCUGCAAUUUCACAGACAACAUCCAUCCCACGAGGGAUGUCUGCCAGCACCGAGCGGCGCUCCGAGAAGCCUCGCCCGGACCGGAGACGUUUACCCGGGAGGCGCAAGAAGCUCCAAGUGGUCGUUUGUGUUCUGUUGGUGGAGCUGUGCGAAAGGUUCACUUUUUUCGGCAUCGUCUGCAACAUGAUUCUCUUCUGCACCGUCAAGCUGGGCUACGACAAUUACCUAGCCGCCACGGUCAAUUUGUGCUUCAUCGGAGCUAGCACGUUAACCCCCGUUCUGGUCGGGUGGUUUGCGGAAACCUGCCUCGGAAGGACUAAAGUGCUCUACUUGUGCGCCCUGCUUCAUUUUUUCGGUACGGCCAUGUUACCGGUUGUCGCCUUCCCUUUCGAAGACUUCUACAUCGACACUCACCACAUGAGUCACAAGUUAGAACCUCAAGAGCAACAGGUUCUGUUCUACACGGGCCUUCUGGCCGUCGCGCUGGGCAUCGGCGGCAUCCGGGCCAUCCUCUGUCCUUUGGGAGCGUACAGCCUGCAGAGCUACAAUCAGUACCAGCUAUUGGGCUUCUUCAACUGGUUCUAUUGGUUGGUGAACCUGAAUUCCACUGUGGUGUUUCUGGGUAUCGCUUAUAUCCAGCAAUCCGUGGCCAAAAAUCUGGCUUUCCUAAUCCCAUUCACGUCAGCGUUGUUAGCGCUCAUCGCAAUACAUAUGAUGCGCAACAAACUCACCUACAAACCCAAGAAAGGCGGUUCGCUCCUGACCACGCUGGGCGUUUUUUUGAACUCGCUGAAGAUGUGUUGCCUUCACUACCGCCACCUGAGCGGCGACGUGACGUCCUGGCUGGACCGGGCCAAGGAGAACAACGGGGGGCGCUACAGCGAGACUCACGUGGAGAACGUCAAAGUUUUGGCCAAGCUCUUCCCUCUUUACGGACUCCAGCUGAUAUACAGAGCUUGCGUCACUCAGAUCCCUUCCGGUUACUACUUGCAGACGAUGAACUCCAACCUUCACCUGAGCGACGUCCUGCUGCCCAUCGGCACCAUGAACGUGAUCAGCAUCCUGCCUCUGCUAGUGCUGGCGCCGCUAAUAGAGUGCGUCAACAGCUUCUCCUUGUCGGCGUCCCGAACCCCGCUGGCCCCCGCCAGAGUCAUCACUCUGGGACACGCGUGCGCGGCGCUGUCCGUCCUGGCGGCGGCUUUGACGGAACUGCGAAGGAAGGGUUUCCCCCUGGUGGAGCAGACGCUAUCGGGGAAGGUUCUGCAGGUGUCCUCCAUGCCCUGUUUCCAGCUGGCGCCGCAGUACGUCCUCCUCGGGCUGGCGGAGGCUCUGGUCACGCCCGCGUGUUCCCUCAUUUCUUUCCAACUGAGCCCAGGACACAUUCGAGGAAUCUCCCUCCACUUUCUGACGCUGUCCUACGGUGGAGGCUGCUUCCUCGGCGCCAUUUGCAUUCAGCUCGCUUACUUCCUGUCCGGAGGUUCCUUUUAUCCGAGCGUCCUCCAUGAUGGAAACCUGGAGAGAUUCUAUUUCCUAAUGGCGACGCUGAUGACCAUAAACACCUUGGCGUAUUGGAGUAUAUCUCACAGGUACUUGGAUUUGAGCGUGCGUGGGAAAGCGCUAGCAGCAAGUCCGCUAACGGAAAAGCUUCUUCAGUAUAAAGCGUGCCUGCGCUACUACGACACGAUGGACAACUCCUGCGAUUCCAUCAUUUGACAGAACUCAAAAGGCACCGGGACACUUGGUGGCGCUGGCGCUGCUUGCUGCUGUGGCAAUUUGUCUUAAAGAUAGUUUUGUAUGUUCAAAUACUCCACAUGCUUGUUUUCCCUUUUCCACCUUAGAAAUCAAGUCACUGUAAAAUCAUGAAAAAAAAAAAAAAACAUAAAAAGGUGUCUCUAAAACUGAAUAGGAUUAUUUUCCCAACUCCACAUUGUUUUGUUUCCCCUUCAUCAAUCCUCGUUUCCCUUUUACAUCUAAGAAAUCUGGUAGUUGGUUCUUCUGCUGAAAAACACACGUCUCUAGCACUGAUUAUGAUAAAAAGAGAACUGAUAGUUUUUCAAAUUCCACAUUCUUUUUUCCCCUCAUCCACCCGCUUGUUUUCCUUUUUCCACCUUAGAAAUCAAGUCGUUGUCAAAUUAUGAAGAAAAAAACAUGUCACAUUGUUUUUUUUCCUUCAUCAAUCAUCGUUUCCCUUUUACAUCUAAGCAAUCUUGUAGUUGGUUCCUCUGCUGAAAAAACGUAAGCUGUAAAAGCACCAAUCAUGCACUGAUUAUGAUGUUUUCUUGUAAUUCCAUAUUCUUUUUUCCCUCAUCCACCCACUUAUUUUCCUUUUUCUGCCGAAGAAAUCAAGUCAUUGUAAAAGUAUGGAAAAAAACAUGUCUUGAGAACUGAUGGAACAUUUUUUUCUGAACUCAGCAUUGUUUUUUCCUUCAUCAACAAUCGCUUUCCCAUUUACACCUAAGAAAUCUGGCAGUCGGAAAAGAUGUAAAAGCACAUCUCUACUAACACUGUCUAUAAUGUUUUCUUCUAAUUCCACAUUCUUUUUUUCCCUCACCCACCCACUUGUUUUCCUUUUUCCGCCUAAGAAAUCAAGUCGUUGUCAAAUUAUAAAAAAAUAAAUAAAACAUGUCACAUUGUUUUUUUACUUCAUCAACCCUUGUUUCCCUUUUACAUCUAAGCAAUCUGGUAGUCGGUUCUCCUGCUGAAAAAAAUGUAAGCUGUAAAACAUCUCUAGCACUGAUUUUGAUGUUUUCUUCUAAUUCCACCACAUUACGCUUCCCUUAUCCACCCGCUUGUUUUCCCUUUUACACCUAAGAAAU